Molecule: messenger RNA, 1072 nt
Organism: Rhinolophus ferrumequinum (greater horseshoe bat)
Lineage: Eukaryota; Metazoa; Chordata; Mammalia; Chiroptera; Rhinolophidae
Gene: ATP6V1G1
Product: ATPase H+ transporting V1 subunit G1
Exons: 3
Coding region: 95-451 (118 amino acids)
Biological process (GO): proton transmembrane transport
Cellular component (GO): vacuolar proton-transporting V-type ATPase complex
Molecular function (GO): proton-transporting ATPase activity, rotational mechanism
Source: RefSeq, a predicted model, not a curated record
GGCGCAGGCGCAGAUCUGGGGCGGCCGGAUCAGCUGACCAACCGAGCACUCGAGCGGACUUAGGCCGCUCACCUCGGCUUGAGUCGUCGCCGCCAUGGCCAGUCAGUCGCAGGGUAUUCAGCAGCUGCUGCAGGCCGAGAAGCGGGCCGCCGAGAAGGUGUCGGAGGCCCGCAAGCGAAAGAACCGGAGGCUGAAGCAGGCCAAAGAAGAGGCUCAGGCUGAAAUUGAACAGUACCGCCUGCAGAGGGAGAAGGAGUUCAAGGCCAAGGAAGCUGCGGCUCUGGGAUCGCACGGCAGUUGCAGCACUGAAGUGGAGAAGGACACCCAAGAGAAGAUGACCAUCCUCCAGACCUACUUCCAGCAGAACAGGGAUGAAGUCCUGGAUAACCUCUUGGCCUUUGUCUGCGACAUCCGGCCAGAGAUCCAUGAAAACUACCGCAUAAAUGGAUAAGGGAAGAAGAAAGAAGCACCUAUUCCAUGGAUUGGCCUUUAGACGCCUCCAUGGAAUAUGAAGCUUUAGCAAAGCUUGAGUUAUAUUCUUGUGAAAGGCAUUAAAUUAUUUCUGUUUAUUAUAUACUAGGUCCUUUUACUUUUUGGAGAAUAGCAAACCUAGCUUCUUUGUAUAAACUUAGAGCUUAUCCAAAGAUUUCAUCUUUUUACCUCAUGUUUCUUAGAAAUUUAAGGGUAUAUGUUGUCUGUUUUCUUAUGCCUUUUAGCUCAAGCAACGUAUGUAUAUCAACACUGACGUUUUCUUUCUUAGAUGUAGUAAAAAAACAAACUUUUUAAGAAAGAAAGGGAUUAAAUGUUUUUUCCCCUAAAGCUUUCUUGAAGGUCAGGGGCUUUAUCUAUGAAAAAGUAGUAAAUAGUUAUUUGUAAUGUGUGUAAAGCAGCAGCCAGCCUUAAAUAAUCCUUUUUGGCUAAGGGUUAGAACAAUGAAUAUUAGCAUAAUUGUUUGGGUGGUUUCUAGUAGUUCUUAAUCCAAAUUACUAGAUGAUAGGAUUCAAAAACUUGUUACUUGUUAUUACUUGGUGUACUGGUAUAAUCUUUUAAAAGUAAAUGAUUUUAUCAUGCA